This is a messenger RNA of Cladophialophora psammophila CBS 110553, 525 nucleotides long. RefSeq lists its product as uncharacterized. The transcript has 3 exons. Bases 1 to 525 code for a protein of 174 amino acids. The record is from RefSeq and is a predicted model, not a curated record. Lineage: Eukaryota; Fungi; Ascomycota; Eurotiomycetes; Chaetothyriales; Herpotrichiellaceae.
AUGGAACUCGCCGUCGCACCACCGGCCCGAGUCGCAGCAGGCGUCAAACUUGGGACCCCUCUUGUAGUGACAUUCUCGGGACCAGCGCCAAUCGCAGACGACAAGCGUGAGAAUGGAGAGGUCUUUACGUUGCCUGAUCUGAGCGGAAUAUGGGUUUUCUUAUCUCUUACGACUCCCGACAUGCAAGAAAGCCUAGCUCCUCCUCGAGAAGAUCUUUUGUGCGGGAGGACGGCGGAUUCCAUACACGCAAUCUGCGAGGAACAGGAGGGCGAGCGACCACCGAUCGCGUAUGCUACGUUCCCAGGUCUCAUGAUUACUCAACCUGGCACUUACCGCAUCAAAGUCAACAUUAUCGACAUGAAUGCGGCAUUCAUGGACCACGGCGGCGCAGAGGCGGCCGCUACAGUCUUGCCGUGUCUUCAUUCUCCAAUCUUUGAAGUGGUCGAAGCCAGUGAGCACAGUGGCUCCGGACCACAAGUUGCGGAUACGGUCAGACGAUUAAGGUCAAUUGGUGUCAAUUUCUGA